CUGAGACCAGGGUUCGAAUCCCGCCUCGGCCCUGGCCCUUCAGAGUCACACUCUCUCGGCCUCAGAGGCGCCUCUGAGCAAACCCUGGCUUCAUCUCUCUGCCUUUUGCACCACCUGAUGUAGGAGGUUUUGAAGGGCCCCUCCUGAAGAAGGAUGUCAAAAUGCACUAUGAGGUGGCAGAUCAUACCAAGUCCAACAGCAGUGCAGCUUUCUUUGAAGUCUUUGAUAAAUGUCAAGUCAUGCCUAGGAAGGAGCUGCCUCAAGUUAGUUGUUCUAGUAGUGGCCAAGCUUUCUUGAAUUCCCAGAUGUCCUUUAAAAUAACUGUCAGCAAUGGCAGUGACAGCAGUGUUGCUCAGCGGAGUCCACCAGAGCUGCAAGUACCUUUGCUAGAUCUUUUCCCAAAAAGAACUAGCAUAUUUGAGAGAUUUCCUAUCCUUCAGAGGACACAGGAGACACGGUGUCCUAAAGUUAGUGGAGAAUGCCUCCAGCAGAAGGUGAAUGGUGUCUACAAUCACUGUAAUUUGAUAUCUGAGAAGAAUAACAUGAUGGACAUGGACAUGACAAAUAGCAUGGGGCCUGUGUGUCGACAGAACCUGCACAUCCACUCAGGAAACUCACUUACUCGAGACCACCCAUUGCCUUGCGAGAGACUCCUACAUGUUAGUCAGCUGAAUUUAUCUCGCUCAGACACGAGGCCUCCUUCCUUUCAAGACUCUGCAGACCCUACCACUCCAUGCAUGAAUGGAAGCCACACUACUCAGCAUAUAAAACAAGAGUACCCAAGCAGUUAUAAGGGCCUUUCUGAGGUUUCCACAUACAGAGGUAUUACUGAAGGAAUGGAACUGAGAGGCCCGGGCAACCUCCAUCCUGAAAUAGACCUAAUGAACAAUGGCUUUACAAAUUCACUUUCAUCAUACUUGUUUAAUAAUGAACAUUGCUCCUCCCUGAGCUCAGUGUCACUCAGCAGCCCUCAGCAUUCGAGCAGGCACCAGACAAGCAACCUGAAAAAGAGAUGCCUCUCCAUGCUGCCGUCUUCUGCUGAUGGGAUUGAUAUUACAACUAUCAUCCACGCAUCACAGACGUCACUGGUUACCUGCGUGAAUGGACUGCGAACUAAUUCAACUGGCAUUUCUUCUUCUCCUGGAGAGAUCACUCUCCACAGUGCACAAAAACCCUCUCGCCCCCAGUCUUGCUCUCAACCUGGCAACCACUGCCAUCUUCCUUCACCUUCUGUAUGCCUUGUACCUGUUCCCUCUGAAAUCAUUCGAUCGGACCGCGAUCAUCCGCCAAUGCAGCAUUUGGGAGAAAAUGCAAGCCUCUGUCUUAUCAUGAACAGUGCUAGUGUUCCUCAGCAAGAGACUUCACUUAGCAACCAGAAGUUGAAUUUUUUAAAGCAAGAACCACUUGAUGAAUAUUCUUCUGCCUCAGAUACUUUUCAGCAUCACCAAGAGCUGCCACCACCUUAUCAUUUACACCAGCAGCGAAGCCAAAGUCAAGGGACACUCUCCCAUUUACAUCCUAUGUCUCCAAAGUCUCUUCAAAUGAGCGAGGGAGAUGAACAAGAGACCAGCAAUGGAAAACAGGCCUGUCGGUGGAUUGACUGUAGCGCUGCCUAUGAUCAACAAGAUGAACUGGUCCGGCACAUAGAAAAGACACAUAUUGAUCAACGGAAAGGAGAGGACUUCACUUGCUUCUGGACUGGUUGUGUUCGUCGAUAUAAGCCUUUCAAUGCCCGUUAUAAACUGUUGAUCCAUAUGAGAGUUCAUUCUGGCGAAAAACCAAACAAGUGUAUGUUUGAAGGGUGCAACAAAGCAUUUUCUCGACUUGAAAACCUUAAGAUCCACCUGCGGAGCCACACGGGUGAGAAGCCUUAUCUUUGUCAGCAUCCUGGCUGCCAGAAAGCUUUCAGCAACUCUAGCGAUCGAGCUAAGCAUCAGCGAACACACCUGGAUACAAAACCAUAUGCUUGUCAAAUUCCUGGGUGCUCCAAACGCUACACUGAUCCAAGUUCCCUCCGAAAACAUGUGAAAGCUCAUUCUGCCAAAGAACAACAGGUGCGUAAGAAGCUACACUCAUGCUCUGAUGCUGAACAAGACAUAUUAAGCGAAUGCUUAGCCAUGCAGCAGCUUCACCCUUCUUCACAACACAUUUUGGAUGGGAAGCGUGGGCGAUCAAUGGGCCAACAUGACCUAAUAACAGGAAUGUACACUGGAUCCAGCACUAACAAUGGGCCAUCACCCAGUGUCCUGCCAUCAUCUCAUGAUGUACCUUCAAGGCAACAUAUGCUUGAGUGUACCAGUGCACAUCCUCACUUAUCACCCAUAGAAAAUAACAGAGAACGGAUUGCUCCAAAUAUUUGUCCUCCUCUUGUUAGUCCAUCAAAAACUGUAGUUGCUCCCUCCCUGCUUCAGAAACAUGGCUCCCCAUCAUCACACAGCCAGUCUCCAAAUGGGCAGCACUUCUCAGCAACGAAAUCAUACACCCAUUUUCAAAACCAGUCUACACAGCAAGGGCCACAAGGUUAUCAAGGCACCUUUCACUCUAUACAGAACUGUUUCCACUAUGGAGACUGCUACCGAGCAAUGGACUCAUCUGUCAACAGUGAUGUGGUAUCAGGGGAAUCAAAUUGCUUUAACCCUUUGCGACAAAAUGGAUAUCACAUUCUCAGUGCACCUGUUGCUUCAACAGGGUAUGAGGUCAUUACUGAAGCACAGUGCAUAUCAGAAGAAGAAGUCAUCAAUGGAACAGAAGAGAAUAAUGGAUUUUUCCAAAAUGGCACUUUUGAUCACUGUUUAAAUCAUAUUCCUCCCAUCUACGCAGACACUUAAACCCAGCUUGAACAUCUAUCUUCUCUAUCACGCUUAUUAUGCCUUUUUGUAUUUACAGAAUUUUUGUUCAACAGUGUUUCCUGUAUUUAAUCUGCAAUUUUUAUGUGCUCAUUUAACUCACUCUCACAUUUACCAAUCUUAUUUUUUUUAUAAAGGAAUAUACUGUAUAAUUAUUGGUAUGUAUUCCUUUGAUGUGGCACUUUGAAAAUUAUUCUCUUAAGGGAGAAGGAGGAGCAUAUAAACCUGCUUGAUGUGUAAGUUCCUUUUAGUAAAAUAUAAAUCUAAAUUAUAUAAUAUGCUUGUAAAGAAUUUUUUAAAAGUAUGUUUUCAAUUUAAGAAUGCUGGUCCCUUUAAUCACAGUUAAUUCAUUGGAUGUUUUCUUGACUAUAAAAGGACUUCUUUAAAAAAAUCACAGACCUCAUGUAUAUAAAAGUGUUCUCUUUGCUGAGCUGGUUUUAUAUUUUCAAUUUUACAUGAAA
Sceloporus undulatus (fence lizard) is the source of this 3307-nucleotide messenger RNA. It is a transcript of the gene GLIS1, whose product is annotated as GLIS family zinc finger 1. The record is from RefSeq and is a predicted model, not a curated record. Gene Ontology annotation, cellular component: nucleus. Gene Ontology annotation, molecular function: RNA polymerase II cis-regulatory region sequence-specific DNA binding; DNA-binding transcription factor activity, RNA polymerase II-specific. NCBI's taxonomy places the organism in Eukaryota, Metazoa, Chordata, Lepidosauria, Squamata, Phrynosomatidae. The transcript has 11 exons. The coding region runs from base 162 to 2828 and encodes 888 amino acids. Gene Ontology annotation, biological process: regulation of transcription by RNA polymerase II.